AUGAUUCUGAGGCUUGUGUCAAAGGUGGGCGAUGGUGGGUACAGCCAAGUGUUUCUGGCGCGAGAGGUCGAGGUGGACGGCUCGUUGGGCGCGCGGAUGCUGGCCGUGAAGAAGGUCCUGUGCCAGACCAACGCCCAGCUGGACAUGGCGAAGUCAGAGAUGGCCGCGAUGCGGCGGUUGAAGGGCAAAGAGGGUUGCCUGGAGUUGCUCGCGGGCACCAUCGUGCCCAGCAGCGGGGAGGACCUCAAGGUAGCGAAGGACGUCGCGCUCUUCGUGUUCCCCUACUACCCCGAGGGCACGCUCGUCGACUUCCUCGCGCGGCGCGCCAAGGCCGAGGGCGCCGGCCCGCGGCAGCCGAUGCAGGCGCGGCUGACGCCCUUGGAGGCGGCCUGCGUGGUGCUGCAGGUGGCGCGCGCGGUGGCCGAGAUGCACGCCCUCGAUCAGCCGCUCACGCACCGCGACAUCAAGCCGCUCAACGUGCUCGUUCGGGCCCCGCCCGGCGCCCGCGGCGCAACUGACAGCGCAGCGCCCGCAGCCGCGUCCACGUCGUCCUGGCGGCAUGCCGCGCCGCGCAGCCCCGCGCCGAUGGAGCGCGAAAUGCGGCCGCUGCGUGGCGGGGGAGGCGCGCCGGCCGCCGACCCCCGGGGCGGCCCUGCGUCAGCAGAGGCGCAGCUGGCGCGUGCGUCGGGCCUCACCGCCGUCCUGAUGGACUUCGGGAGCGUCGGCGCGCGCGAGGAGACGAUUGCGACGCCGCAGGAGGCGCGGCUGCUGCAGGAUCACGCGGCCGCGCACAGCACGGCCCCGUACCGCGCCCCCGAGCUGUUCGAGCCGCCGUGCAUCGGCCUGCCGGUGACGAUGGACGUGGCGAGCGCGGAUGUGUGGAGCCUGGGCUGUUUGAUAUUCUUCUGCUUGACCGGGGAGUCGCCGUUCGAGCACUCGCUGCGGGAGGGCGGCGGCAGCAUCGCUCUCGCAGUCCUGGCGGGCCACGUGCGAUGGCCCGAGGAGUGCGGGAGCGACGCGGCUUCGGCGGAGCUGCAGAACCUCGCGGAGAAGUGCCUGGUGCUGGACCGGGACGCCCGGCCCUCGGCGGCGCAGGUCGCCAGCGAGGCAGCCAGCAUCAUUCAACUAGUCAUGAGCUGA
Molecule: messenger RNA, 1140 nt
Organism: Pedinophyceae sp. YPF-701
Lineage: Eukaryota; Viridiplantae; Chlorophyta; Pedinophyceae
Source: the annotation of a GenBank genome assembly